UUUUUGCACGAGAAGAACGUCGUCCAUUCUACAAACCGUUUUAACCCGCUCUCUUUUAGCGGUAAAAUACGGAUAACGUGUAGCUAGUUACUGGAGAAUAUUACUUUCGAAAACAUAGCUGAGAAUAUCAAGCUGGUCAACUUUAUAAAGUAGGUUGUUUUGGGACGCUCCCGACCGACUGGAAACCAAGUAAACGAAAACGUUACAGAACGUGAGCCACAUGAGUUCUGACGCUAAGCCCGAGCCUAAAAAAGCCAAAAUGGAGAAUGAAAGCAAGUAUCUCCCUGAGCUUUUGGCAGAAAAAGACAGUCUGGAUUCUUCAUUCACACAUGCAAUGAAACUUAUAUCUACAGAGAUAGAAAGGAUUCAGAAAGGAGAGACAAAGAAAGAGACAGAAAGAGAAACUUACCUGGACCUGUUUACCACAAAGAACAUCAAGGUCAAGGAACGUGUGCUCAUUCCCGUCAAACAGUACCCAAGGUUCAACUUUGUUGGUAAGAUUUUGGGACCCCAGGGGAACACAAUCAAGCGACUCCAGGAGGAAACUGGAGCAAAGAUCUCAGUGUUGGGCAAAGGUUCCAUGAGGGACAAGGUGAAGGAGGAAGAGCUGAGAAAGGGUGGUGAGCCCAAAUAUGCUCAUCUGGGCAUGGAACUGCAUGUCUUCAUAGAGGUGUUCGCGCCUAUACCUGAGGCAUACCUGCGCAUGGCUCACGCCAUGGACGAGGUGAAGAAGUUCCUCAUCCCUCAGGACACCAUGGAUGGUAUAUGCCAGGAUCAGUUCAUGGAGAUUGGCUACCUGAAUGGUGGUCAAGAUUCACAAUCCAGGGGACGAGGGGGCCCUCCAGGCAGGGGCAGGGGAGCACCCCCACCCAACUCAGUAGGGGCCAGGGGGCGAGGAAUGCCACCUCGUGGAGGAGCCCCUCGUGGAGGCACCCAACGUGGUGGAGCUUCCCGAGGAGGACCUCCCAGGGGUGGGUCGUCCAGAGGGGCUCCAGCUGGUCGGGGUGGACCCCCCUCUACACCUGCUAGAGGAGGCACAACUCCCCGUUCCAGACCACCCACCCCAGGGACACCAAGGAUGCUCCCGUCCCCAGCCCACUCCCACCAGCAGCACCAGCACCAACAUGCACAACCACCCAAGGCUGAGGCCUACAAUGAAUAUCCCGCUUAUGAAGAAAGCUACGCUGAGCCUGCAUAUGAAGGUUAUGACAACUAUUACAGUCAACAACCUCCACAAGCGGACACAGAGUACUAUGACUACGGACAUGGAGAGGCUCAGGAGGCUUAUGAACCCUAUGCCCAGGAUGAUUGGGAGGGUUCCUGGUCCUCCACUGGAGGCAAAGCCCCUCCAGCGAGGCAGGAUAAGAGGGGGGCCUACAGAGAGCAUCCAUACGGGAGAUACUGAACAGCCUCCGGUAGAGGGUUGCCAUGGCAACUGUCGCCCAUUGUAACUCACUUAACUCUCCAAAGUAAUUUCCCUAAAUGUUUUCUUUUAAAUUUUCUGUAGUUUUUUGUUUUUUAAUGAUUUGAGAGCAGGACAACUGGAUGUAUCGAGUAGGCGUAGCAAGCGAAUGCAAGGAUUUGGAUAAUACGUUUUCAUUCAAUGUUUGUUUCCACUGCAUCAUUGACAGUUUUAAGAUCUAAUUUAAUGGUUACUUAGAGAAACGUGAUACCUUGUAUAGUGUUAAAUGUUAUUUUUGAAGGUUUGUUUCAGUUUCUGUCUUGAAAUGAUUUGUGGCAGUUGCAGACUCAUUUAGGCUGCAUUUCUAAAGUAUUUUUAGCUAAAACUUGAUUAAUGACGUCAAUGUAACAUCGGCAACUAGACUAAGAAUAUAUGGGGAAGAACCAAAAUAAUUUUGUAGACGAAUCAUUUUUGUAGAAACUAACAUUCCCUAUAGAGGCAUAGAUUUCAAUGUUAUUUUUCUUUUCUUAGUGUUUUGAAAUCUAGCCUUAUUAGACACUGAGACAGUCUGUCCUAAAAUAUCUCCUUUAAGUAUUUUCAAUUCGACUUGGUAGUAAGUACAUUCUACUUUAGAUAACUUUUGCUUGGCUUACUUUGGUCUACGUCUUAUUGGGCUGACUUUGAUAGAAAUGCUGAUAAAUUGCUCACUUUGAGUGGUCCUACAAGAAUUUGGACAUGGUCCUCACAUGGUCUUCAUGUAAGGGAAAACUGCAGUCAUCUCAAUAUUAUAUGCAUACACUUAAGACAAUUUUGUAUAUUGCUUUCCAAAGUUGUGCCGUCUCCAAAAUGCAUAGUGCUACGUACGUGUGUACUCUUGCCUAAAUAGGAUACUAAAUAUAUCCAAAAAAUGUUUUUCUGCAGUGCGUUGUAUCAAUAAAGCCUAAUUUGUUUUUGUUUUUUUAUCAAACUAAACCUGGUAUUUUGCUUUUGUUGUAUAGUAAUGCCUUCCACUUCUAAUAAAACUGAUUCUCGUUUUGAGGAUUUUCACAAAACUCCUAAACAAUCACCAGAUUAUUGUAUGUACAUAGGAGACAAAAGCAACCAAAAAGAACAUCUGCUUUACUUUGAUAAAGAGCACGUCCUCUUCAUCUCUGUAUUAAAAAGGAUCUAGAAGAGACUCGUUAUGUCACCUAAAAUAAAGAUGGUUUAAGGUAAUGUAUUUCCAAAUACUUCGCUUGAGAAGGAUAUAGUGCUUAGACUUGUAUUAUUUGAAAUCAAUCGUUACAACGGCACAUUUCCUCAAGCUUCCCAAUGAGCCAUGUAUUUUUAGUCCUUUGAAAUAACUGAUUUUCAACAGUAUUUACAAUCAAGCUUGCAGGGAUCUUACUUGACUUUGAUGCAAAGUCAUGCUGGCUGGUUUUAUUAAAGAAAAAUAUCGCAGUGCAGAGGAGAGGAUGCUAAAAGCCAAAAGAUCACGUCAAGAAGGUAAAACUAACCCCAACUGUCAUUUGUUAGAUAUUUUUUGUCUUAUGCUCAAAAUGCUAGAACCUGCUAGUCAACCCAAACCAGUUGUCCAAAACUGCGUGACUGAAAAAUAUGUCUCAAAUAAAAUAGCUGUACAAAAUGAUUGUAAUGCAACUCUUGCUAAAAUUGAAAACGCAGUUUAUGGUCCAAUCAUUUAAAAUGCCUUCUGCCUUUUUUUAUUUUGUAUUGUUUUAGAAUACUGUUAAAAUGUUCAGCAUUUGUAGCAAUCUUUAAGUCAUGGUUACAAAAAAUAAAUUGACCACCUCAGCUUGAGUUGCAUGACUUUUGCAGUGAAAUAUUAGUUUUGCAUGAAUGAUUGUCCAACUUUUACUACAUGUAGUUGUCAACAGCACUUGCACAUGGGUCUCAUUUGUAUUUCCGUCCCCAGGUAUUCCGAGUUAGUCCCUCUGGGUUUGAGAAAGGCAUUGGACUUGAGCUGAAUGUCCUCAUGGUAUAAUCCUGUGAAAGGCCUUGACUGCACUGAUGAUUUAAGGCUCCUGGCAGUCUGUUUUGUUGGUGAUUGAAAUGUCUGGACUGCCAAGGUUUCUUUCACUCGAGAUUCAACUGUUUGUUAGAAAUGAGGAUAAAAGAAUGAGCUCGUUCCAUCACUUCGGGAUAAUGGCACUCCCUGGAAUACAGUCGAUUGUUUCUAGAGAAAUCAACAUUAGGCCUACAGUGCAUUCAACUUGAGUUUGGAUGAAUUCAUGGUCUGGUUCCCAACAAAGCAGCUUGGAGAAUGCUCCUAGAGUACAGUACGAGGAACUGAGUUGGCGUAUCUUCCUUUGGCUCCUGAUAGAUUUCUGUGACUUGUUAAUUUUUACCUCCUGUUUUACAUUUUUAAAUAUGACAUUUUGUGUAAUUGUAAAAUUGUAGUUGCCACAGGAAGUUCUUGGAUGUUUUCUGUACAGACUUAAUUUUAUAUCUAAAAUAAAUCCCAAUAUCCUGAC
Molecule: messenger RNA, 3873 nt
Organism: Salvelinus namaycush (lake trout)
Lineage: Eukaryota; Metazoa; Chordata; Actinopteri; Salmoniformes; Salmonidae
Product: KH domain-containing, RNA-binding, signal transduction-associated protein 1-like
Exons: 10
Coding region: 221-1405 (394 amino acids)
Biological process (GO): regulation of alternative mRNA splicing, via spliceosome
Cellular component (GO): nucleus
Molecular function (GO): poly(A) binding; mRNA binding
Source: RefSeq, a predicted model, not a curated record